This is a messenger RNA of Sitophilus oryzae (rice weevil), 1116 nucleotides long. RefSeq lists its product as uncharacterized. The transcript has 3 exons. Bases 1 to 1116 code for a protein of 371 amino acids. The record is from RefSeq and is a predicted model, not a curated record. Gene Ontology annotation, molecular function: nucleic acid binding. NCBI's taxonomy places the organism in Eukaryota, Metazoa, Arthropoda, Insecta, Coleoptera, Curculionidae.
AUGUUGGAAAGUGCGAUAAAGAAUUAUACAGAUACGGUGAUUGAAAAAUCCAAUAAGGCUAAACGUCUAGAACUGGAUAGUAUCAAUUCUAAACUAUCAAACAUUGAGCAUGAUAUACAGAAUAUUGAUACGGAUAUAGCAGCACAAUAUCUGAGAGCGCUUGAUUCGUUUAAGACAAUAACAAACCAGAAAAUAGACGAUUUAUCAAACGAUUUGGGUGAUGUAAAAGGUGUCCUUGAAGAUUUAUUAUUAAACAAAGCGAUGGGUCCUAGAGAACAAGUCGUUAGGGAACUUCAUAAACCCGCUCGUAUUAAAUUCAAAAGACGAAGAUUUAUUCAGUAUGGUUUAGAUGAUACUUCUGCCACCGAUCUUGCUCAAUUAGAUCAAUAUUCUCGAGAGAAUAAGGGCUAUAAAUAUAUCUUGGUUGUGAUUGAUUGUUUUUCCAAAUAUCUAUGGGCAAAACCUGUAAAAUCAAAAUCUGCACCAGACAUUACUAAGGCCAUGGAAAUCAUAUUGAAAUCUUCAAACAGAAUUCCUAAAAGUUGGUGUCGGAUAAUGGCAAAAGUAUUACAACAGUCAGUUUCAAAAUUUGAUGAAAAAAUACAAGAUCCAACACUACAAUCGUUUACGUUGAAUGGGAACCAUAAAUGGCUGGAAUUACUAAAUAAAGUUACAGAAGACUAUAACGAUACGAAACACAGAACCAUUGGAAUGAAACCGAAGAAUGUGGAUAGUAAUAGUGAGAAGAAACUACUAGAUGGCGUUUAUAGUCAUAUUAAGGUAGCGGGAAAAUCAAAAUUUAAAGUUGGCGAUACCGUUAGAAUCUCAAAACAGAAACAUCUUUUUGAAAAGGGAUAUACGCCAAAUUGGACUACUGAGCUUUUCAAAGUAUCUAAAGUAAAAAUCACAAACCCUGUAACGUACCUUUUAGAAGAUUAUCAAGGUAAUCCCAUCAGCGGUGGAUUUUACGAAGAAGAAUUACAGAAAACUAAACAACCUGAAAUCUAUCUUGUAGAGCAAGUGUUGAAAAAGAAAGGAAAUAAAAUUCUAGUCAAGUGGUUAGGAUUCGACAAAUCACAUAAUAGUUGGAUUGAUAAAAGUAAAGACAUUGUCUAA